This is a messenger RNA of Oryzias latipes (Japanese medaka), 2642 nucleotides long. RefSeq names its product UDP-glucuronosyltransferase 2C1-like. NCBI's taxonomy places the organism in Eukaryota, Metazoa, Chordata, Actinopteri, Beloniformes, Adrianichthyidae. Gene Ontology annotation, molecular function: glucuronosyltransferase activity. The record is from RefSeq and is a predicted model, not a curated record.
CCACGAGUGGAACUUCCGCCGAGCACAUCAAAAUAAAAGUCUACAGGGACCUUUUUCAUUAGGAGAUCGCAGCACAUAAACAUAAAAUGAUAUCUGUCUUCUUCUCCUUCAGGGUCUCCACAGCCAAUCAGCUUCCUCCGUCUGUCUCCUGCAUCCUGUACCAGCAGCUACCCUCAUGUCUUCAUCUCUGGAUCCAGAAUCCUCCUCUCUGGUCUUCCUCUACACUCAGCAUCCUUCAGUCUCUCCUCUGGACAUCUCAUCCCAACCAUCUCAGACUGACUGGAUCUCCAGAACCAGAACAUGUUCUGUCCCUCUGAUGUCCUCAUUCCUGAUCCAUCCUGAACCUCAGCAUCUUCAUCUCUGCUUCCUGUCUUCCUCAGUGUCUCUAGGAAACAACAUGGAUGCUCUCUCCACACUUAUCUCCACCUUUCCUUUCAUUUCAGCUCAAACUCUUUUCUGACACUUUUCUCCAUCCAUUCCAACCUUCCUUCUUCUUCACUUCUUUUCCACUCUCUCUGUUCCUCUGGACUGCUGAUCCUUCAGAUCCUCCUUUCUUGAUCUCUUCUCACUUUAACCUCACUCUUCCUCUCAUCACACACGGCCUUUACCCCCCAGACCCUCAGCAAACCAUCAUCAGCUGCUUAAGACGGACUCAGGUCCGGACCACACAUUUAUCUCUGUUGUCUCUUUGGUUUUCUGUCUGGACCCAACUCUGGGAUCAUCUUCAUCCUUUGGAGGAUGACCACCAUUCAGACGGCUCCGGAUUCCUCCACUUUCCUAAAAAGGAACGGUUUGGGCCACUUCCUUCUCUUUACGGUGACACUACGUCUGUGUAGGAGUGAAGUCCAAAGACAAUAAAAGCUGGACCUCCACACCCAUCUACUCUCAUGUUUACCCAACCUCUGAUCAGGUUGGACUUUGGACCUGCUGCUGCAGAAAAACCAGUGUCUCCUCUUCAGCCAGGAUGAAGCUCGCCACAGUGUCUCUGUUUUCCUCCGGCCUGCUGCUUGCUGUCUUCUCGACUGCAGCUCAUGGCGGUAAAGUUCUGGCGUUUCCAGGCGAGUACAGCCACUGGCUGAACAUGCGGACUAUCAUCGAGGAGCUCGUGAGGAGGAACCACUCCAUCACCGUCCUGGUGCCAGAUGCUUCACCGUCUGUCAACUACAACAACAGCAGAGACGCCGCCAAGUUUGACUUCCUGGUGUUCAAGGUUCCCUUCUCUCGCUCAGACUGUGUCAGCAUGAUGCAGGAAUUUAUGGACUUCUCCAUGUACGAGAUGCACAGCUCCUCACUGCUGCAGGUCUUCUGGAGGAUGAGCUACUUCAUGCAGCGGUCCUCGGACCUGGGCAUGCAGCAGUGUGACGCCAUGCUGAAAAACCAGCAGCUCAUGGCGACUCUGCGGGACGCUUCUUAUGAUGUGGUCCUGGUGGACCCGCUGGUCAUGUGUGGAGACUUGGUGGCGGAUCUGCUUGGGGUUCCGCUCAUCCUCUCCUUGCGCUUUAGCUUUGGCAGCACCUUGGAGCGGCACUGCGGCCACGCCCCGUUCCCACCCUCCUUCGUCCCGACGGCUCCGCUGCCGUACAGCGACCAUAUGUCAUUUGUGCAGAGGCUGACCAACACGCUGAUGACUGUGUCCAUGUCGGUGCUGCACGAGGCGCUCUGGAGGCUGAAGCUGGACCCAUACUACACAGAGGUCAAAGGAAGUCCCAGUAGCUACUGCGGCACCUUUGGGAAGGCCGACAUCUGGCUGAUCAGGACUUUCUGGGACCUUGAGACGCCACGGCCCUCCCCACCCAACUUCAAAUUUGUGGGUGGUCUGCACUGCAAGCCAGCCAAUCAGCUGCCAGAAGAAAUGGAGGCAUUUGUGCAGAGCUCUGGUAACGCUGGUGUGGUGGUGGUCACCUUUGGCUCCAUGGUGACCAACCUAACAGCAGAGCGAGCCGAAGUCAUCGCAUCUGCACUUGGUCGGAUACCUCAAAAGGUCAUUUGGCGUUACUGUGGACAUCGACCUGCAACGCUGGCGCCCAACACGAAGCUUUAUGACUGGAUCCCACAGAACGACCUUCUGGGUCAUUCACGGACGCGAGCAUUUGUGACUCAUGGCGGCACUAACGGUCUGUAUGAGGCCCUGUUUCACGGCGUGCCGGUGGUAGGCGUGCCACUUUUUGGAGAUCAGCCAGACAACCUCGCCCGAAUCAGUCGACAUGGUGCUGCUCUGGUCCUCAACUUCAACAGCAUGACAGCCGAUGACCUGACGGAGGCGCUGCAGGCCGUUAUCAACCAGCCCAGCUUCAGGACCAGCAUGCAGCGCCUGUCGGCUAUUCAACGCAACCAGCCGGUGGCGCCGCUGAGCACCGCCGUCUUCUGGGUGGAGUUUGUGAUGAGACACGGCGGAGCCAAACACCUGCGGCUGGCGUCACAUGACCUGACCUGGAUCCAGUACUACAGCCUGGACACGGGGGCAACGCUGCUGCUUGGCCUGCUGACCCUGGGGGCCGUCAGUUGGGCGGGGCUUCUCCACAUCCUUCAGCGAUGCAGACGGCGAGAACGCAGAGAGAAGAAGGACUGAGGGAUGUUUUAGCGAUAAAGUUGAUGAAUGAAGAUGAUGGUCUUGAUGAGAAUUAAAAAUGCAAAGAAUGACA